Gymnogyps californianus (California condor) is the source of this 1065-nucleotide messenger RNA. It is a transcript of the gene CA2, whose product is annotated as carbonic anhydrase 2. Gene Ontology annotation, molecular function: zinc ion binding; carbonate dehydratase activity. Gene Ontology annotation, cellular component: cytoplasm. The record is from RefSeq and is a predicted model, not a curated record. Lineage: Eukaryota; Metazoa; Chordata; Aves; Accipitriformes; Cathartidae. Bases 68 to 850 code for a protein of 260 amino acids. The transcript is spliced from 7 exons.
GCCCCUGAGAGCCGGCCGGGGCCACGGCGCUGCGACAGCCUCCGCCGACACAGCCGGGCCGCGCACCAUGUCCCACCACUGGGGAUACGGCAGCCACGACGGACCCACUCACUGGCACGAACACUUCCCCAUCGCCAACGGAGAGCGCCAGUCCCCUAUUGCCAUCAGCAGCAAGUCCGCCAGGUACGACUCCUCGCUGAAGCCUCUCAGCUUCAGUUACGAUGCCGGCACAGCUAGAAACAUAGUCAACAACGGGCACUCCUUCAACGUGGAGUUUGAUGAUUCUUCCGACAAGUCAGUGCUGCAAGGAGGAGCGCUGGAUGGAGUCUACAGACUGGCCCAGUUUCACAUUCACUGGGGAUCCUGUGAGGGCCAAGGGUCUGAGCACACUGUGGAUGGUGUGAAGUAUGAUGCAGAGCUCCAUAUUGUUCACUGGAAGGUGGAAUAUGGUACAUUUGCUGAAGCUGUGAAGCAUCCUGAUGGUUUGGCUGUGGUAGGCAUCUUCAUGAAGGUAGGAAAUGCCAAGCCUGAAAUACAGAAAGUUGUGGAUGCUCUGAACUCCAUUCAAACCAAGGGAAAGCAAGCUUCCUUCACAAACUUUGACCCCACUGGACUGCUUCCUGCAUGCAGAGACUAUUGGACGUACCCCGGCUCACUGACCACUCCCCCGCUGCUCGAAUGUGUGGUCUGGCACGUUCUGAAGGAGCCCAUCACUGUCAGCCCCGAGCAGAUGUGCAAACUCCGUGGCCUUUGCUUCAGUGCUGAGAAUGAGCCCGUGUGCCAUAUGGUGGACAACUGGCGCCCAUGUCAGCCUUUGAAGAGCAGAGAAGUCAGAGCUUCCUUCCAGUAACCUCAGCGCUGAGUGUGUUAGAAAUUGCUGUGUUUGUGAGGAGCCCCUUUUGCUAAGCACAAAUCAAACCUUUGCCAUGUGUGCCCUGGCAACAUCUUGUCUCCCAGAUCCAUUCUUUCUUUCGCUCUGCAUCUAAAAUGCCAGCUAAUGAAAUGUGAAAGGCUCUUGGCCAAAUAGGAAAGGGUUCUUAAGGUGUGGGGUUAGGGGAGGCAUGG